Sphenostylis stenocarpa is the source of this 852-nucleotide messenger RNA. The record is from the annotation of a GenBank genome assembly. Lineage: Eukaryota; Viridiplantae; Streptophyta; Magnoliopsida; Fabales; Fabaceae.
AUGAAAGGCAAAGUAAAGAGCUCCAAACUGAAGUUGGGCAUACCAACAUUUUUUUUCCUUUGCGCUAUUUUUUUCUUUGCUGGCUUCUUUGUGUCUCCUCUCCUCUUUCAGGAUUUGGAUGAUGUGGGAUCAAAGUCAAGAAUACUCCAUGAAUCGGUGAAGAAAGUACAUGAACCUCUUGAACAUGGUGAAUCCGGGGAGUUCUGUUUUGAUUCAAUCCCAUUUCAGAUUUUAAGUUGGACACCACGGGCGGUUUACUUUCCAAACUUCACAAGUGUGGAAGCAUGUCAGCAAAUAAUUGAAUUGGCAAAGCCAAAACUUGAACCAUCAAAACUGGCUUUGCGAAAAGGAGAAACUGCCGAGAGCACAAAAGACACUAGAACAAGUUCAGGCACAUUUAUCAGUGCAUCAGAAGACAAAUCUGGCAUCUUAGACAUGGUAGAGAUGAAAAUUGCUAAAGUUACAUUGCUUCCAAGGAGCCAUGGGGAAAAAUUCAAUAUAUUGAAGUAUGAGGUUGGCCAGAAAUAUGAUUCUCAUUAUGAUGCGUUCAACCCAGAUGAAUACGGCACUGUUAAGAGCCAAAGGAUUGCUUCCUUCCUGUUAUACCUAUCAAAUGUUGAAGCAGGGGGGGAAACAAUGUUCCCUUAUGAGGGUGGUUUGAACCUUGAUACGGAUUAUGAUUACCGAAAAUGCAUUGGAUUGAAGGUGAAGCCACGGCAGGGAGAUGGACUUUUAUUUUAUUCUUUGUUACCAAACGGGAAAAUUGAUAAGACUUCUCUCCAUGGAAGUUGUCCAGUGAUCAAGGGAGAGAAAUGGGUGGCAACAAAAUGGAUUGAUGAUAAAGAGCAAUAG